UCUCUAUCUUCAAGAACCAAGGUGCGCUCUUUCUCUCCUCUAUAACUCGGGCUCCUUUCUCCUUUCUCUCUUUGUAGCACCGACGAGCUUCCUUCGAUCCCAAUGGCGUCGAUUCUCGCCGCAACGUCGUCGGCAGCGUCCGCUGUGCGUCUACCAAUCGUCGCGGCAUCGCCCACCAAGAUCUCCACCAAAUCCCUGUCCCCGGCACCGAUCUCACUCGCCAAGAAGUUUGGUCUGUCCAGCAGCAGAGCUAGAGUAGUCGCCAUGGCCAAGCACAAAGUCACGCUCAAACUCGAGGAUGGCAGCGAGAAAACAUUCCAGUGUCCCGACGACGUCUACAUUCUCGACGAGGCGGAGGAGCAAUCCAUCGACUUGCCAAGCUCCUGCCGUGCCGGCUCCUGCUCUUCGUGUGCAGGAAAGGUCGUCAGCGGCAGCGUGGAUCAAACGGACCAGAACUUCUUGGACGACGAUCAGAUCGGGAAUGGAUUCGUUCUCACUUGCGUUGCGAGGCCAACCAGCGACGUUGUCAUCUUGACCCACCAGGAGGAUAACAUCUAGAGAAGGAAAAGUAAUUUUUUCCUUCCUCUGGCUGUUCGUUCUGGGAGAUCUGUCGUCGCUACUCUUCGCUGUAUGAUUUUACUGUAGCCUUUGCAAAACGAAACGAUCCUCACUUAGCUUAUGAGUCCGAAAUUCCCCAAUGAAUUGAAUCCUUACCACCCGUGUAA
Messenger RNA from Selaginella moellendorffii, 725 nucleotides. Its product is annotated as ferredoxin. The coding region runs from base 103 to 558 and encodes 151 amino acids. Gene Ontology annotation, molecular function: 2 iron, 2 sulfur cluster binding; electron transfer activity. The transcript has a single exon. NCBI's taxonomy places the organism in Eukaryota, Viridiplantae, Streptophyta, Lycopodiopsida, Selaginellales, Selaginellaceae. Gene Ontology annotation, biological process: electron transport chain. The record is from RefSeq and is a predicted model, not a curated record.